GGACGGGGAAAAUAGUCUCUCUUCACAGACACAAUAAAGUUUGGAGCUGGACGCUUGCAGGCAGUAGGCGCAAAACCAGAGCCGCUCUGUGCCGUCGCUGCGCUGCGCUUUCCCCCCCACACUGAGUUAUAUUAACGGGAAACAAACCAAGAGAGGACUUCAGGAUUUAUCAAAAUGAUUUCUUUUAACUGAAAACACGCGCUUCCGAUUACGCACAGGUCUGGCAAUGCUUCACCGCUGCUGAUUUCUGGAUAUUUGAAUCUCCUGAAUGGCUCAGAGUUGGAUACUGUAGCCUCCGAGAACGCACGGACUACACGCGCUCCUGGACUACAAACGCGUCCUGCUGGGGGUCUCCAAGGCGACCUAAUCUGUAUUUUUAAGGAGGUAACCGCUGUACCAACAAGUUGACAAGAGGGCAGCGCCAGGGUGACCAUGCCCGGGAUGAUGGUGUCAGCCUUGCUCCUCCUGUCCGGAUUGGUGGGUCCGCUGUGCGUGGCGGUGGUGACGGCGUUCGGCGACGAGGUGGAGGAGAUGACCUGCGACCCGAUCCGGAUCAGCAUGUGCCAGGGUCUGGGCUACAACGUCACCAAGAUGCCCAACCUGGUGGGCAACGUGCUGCAGUCGGACGCGGAGCUGCAGCUGACCACGUUCACGCCGCUCAUCCAGUACGGCUGCUCCAGCCAGCUCAAGUUCUUCCUAUGCUCAGUUUAUGUGCCAAUGUGCACAGACAAGGUUCCCAUCCCCAUCGGUCCGUGUGGCAGCAUGUGUCUGUCUGUCAAGAGAAAAUGCCUCCCUGUGCUCAAUGAGUUUGGCUUCAUCUGGCCUGAGGUGCUUAACUGCAGCCUUUUCCCUCCUCAAAACGACCACAACCACAUGUGUAUGGAGGGUCCGGGGGACGAGGACACGCCUUACCCGCAAGUCCGCCAUCCUCCCCACCAGGAGGAGUGUCAGGCUCUGGGAUCUGCACCGGACCAGUACACCUGGUUUAAACAGACUGAGAGCUGCACUCUGCAGUGUGGUUAUGACAGCGGGCUGUACCGGCGAGGAGCCAAAGUCUUCACAGAUGCAUGGAUGGCGGUUUGGGCUGUGCUGUGCUUCCUGUCAACCACUCUGACAGUCCUGACCUUUCUCUUGGACUCACAGCGUUUCUCCUACCCUGAGAGGCCCAUCAUCUUUCUCUCCAUGUGCUGCAAUCUGUACAGCGUUGCCUACCUGGUACGACUCACUCUAGGGAGGGAACGUGUUUCCUGUGACCUGGAUGCAGCAGCGGUGCCAAUUCUGGUACAAGAAGGAUUAAAGAGCACCGGCUGUGCUAUAGUGUUCCUUCUCCUCUAUUUCUUUGGAAUGGCCUCUUCACUCUGGUGGGUGAUCCUGACUCUCACCUGGUUCCUGGCUGCUGGACUGAAGUGGGGUCAUGAGGCUAUUGAAAUGCACAGCUCCUACUUCCACAUAGCAGCCUGGGCCAUCCCAGCUGUUAAAACCAUCGUCAUCCUCAUCAUGAGGCUGGUGGAUGCAGACGACCUGACUGGACUGUGCUAUGUUGGCAACCAGCAGCAGGAGGCCCUCACAGGCUUUGUGGUGGCACCUCUGGCCACAUACCUUCUCAUAGGCACCCUGUUCAUCUGUGCAGGCCUUGUGGCUCUUUUCAAGAUCCGCUCCAAUCUGCAGAAGGACGGCGCCAAAACAGACAAGCUGGAGCGUUUAAUGGUGAAGAUCGGAGUGUUUUCCGUUCUUUACACUGUCCCAGCAUCCACUGUCAUUGGCUGUUACUUCUACCAGCUCUCUCACUGGGGGGAGUUCAGGGCCAGCACCCGGGACUCAUAUGUGGCAUCAGAGAUGCUUCGAAUCUUCAUGUCACUGCUUGUUGGCAUCACAUCAGGCAUGUGGAUCUGGUCAGCAAAAACCCUCCACACAUGGCAGCGCUGCACUGCCCGCCUGCUCAGAGACAGCAAGGCCAGCCGGGGUGGCAAGAGAGCGCCGGGCGAGGGUUGGAUCAAACCAGGGAAAGGCAAUGAGACAGUGGUCUGAGGUGAAAGAAAGAGAGAAUAGACAGGAAUGAAGUUCUGCGAGCUUCUCUCUCGUUCACACUCACUCUGCCAAACGGAGGAUGGAGGUCAGAGAUUCGAGAGAUGAGAGGGAGAUUAAAAAAAAGUGACACAGGACUUUCUCAAAGAAGCCACUGGAUGUAAUAGCUCCCUGACAGUCCCUGACUCUGCCCCUAACAGGGUUAAGAAGGAGAAAAGAGGAGGACUAAGUCGUUCAGUAGUAGCAGCAGUAGCCUCUCUACCUCUGUUAGACUUCCUUUGCCCGGAGAGGUGGAGAAUGCAACAAAAAAAAAAAAAAGACAAAAAAGAGAGACGGAAAAGGCAGAACAGACGCAUCAAUAUGCAGACCGGACACACCAAUAAGCUGCAUGGCACCAUGUCUACCUCUGUCUCUCUUUUCUCCAGAGCCCUCAGCAGAAGACACUGAACCUUCUGGAUACAGUUUAACUGGCUAACUAACCCUGAGCCUUUGGGUCCUUUAAGGGUCUUUUGAAGUUUUAAAUGCAAACACUGGAGCAGAUGUCAUACAGGAGUAGGCUGAAGUUUCCCAAAAGUAUUGGACACCUUGAGAACCCUUCCACAGUGAGAUUAGACAAUGCAUAAUCCGACUAAUGGUACGUGUCCUCAGGGGCGUUUUUGGACGUGAAGGGUUGCGAGGGACGCACUUGACUUCUAUAAAGUAGUCUAGACUUCAACUUUAUGGAAAUAAGAACCAGCAAACUUGACACUGUCUAUUAAAAUGCAACAUGACGCUACUAGAAUGCAUUGCACAGCUGCUCACAUAGGAAAUGACAGAUCCUGUGGACACGUACCAUAAGUGUAAGGAAAAUCUGAACUAUUGCCAUAUAUCUGCAGUUUCUUUACAAUUGAACAACAUUUUUAUGUAUUUUUGGGAAUAGUACCUUUUGUACAAUACAAAACAGGAGGUCAGAUUUUUUCGGGAAACCAGCUCUAAGCUGUAAUAAUGCACUAUAGUUAUAUGAUAUGUGAAGGGUUGAGACAGCAGUGGCAGGACUGAUAACAAAUCAGUAUACAGCACAGUAAUACGCACAGCCAUUAACAGGGAAAGUUUGGUCAGUUGUCAUUAUGAAUACUACAGGAAAUUGAUUUUGUAGUCUUCAAACAUGUAAAAAUCAGUCGCACUCUUAUUGUGAUGACAACACAAUGAGAGAUUAUGUGUGAGGUAGUCAAACUAUGCUAUGAAUCCCAGGAGUACCAGCUGUGCCUUUUAUUGCUGCACAUUUGGAAGCACUGAGGCAUCUGGGAAAUGUAGGCCUUCAGUAGUCAAUGAGAAGCUCAGCUAAUUUCAAUUGUGUGCAGUCUUCCUGGAAACCCAGAAGUGUACAUGCUGUUGAGUUACCAUGAAAUCCAGGAAACUGAGUUAUUCCCUCUGCUCUUUUCCAAACAUUGGAACCACGGCAGGUUAAAAAAUUAGACGUUUUUAGACAAUCAGUUGCCAAAGCACACAUUUUGCAAAAGCAAAGGGCCGCCACAGCUUGUGCACAUACACAGUAGUCCGUAAAGGUUUUAGGGUCUAAGUAUAACGAGGUUUCAAAAUGAUGCCACCAAUAGUUGUUCUGUCUUUAUUUAACUUGUUAAGAAGUGCAGUAAACAGCAAAAAAUAAAAUCAAUAUUUGGUGUGGUCACCAUUUGCUGUAAAAAGUUAUUUUUACAGCAAAUGGUUCUCCUAAGUCUAUUUGUUUUUUGAGGCACUGCUCAGGUUUUUGCAACCUUCUUGGAGAACUUGCUACAUGUCUUCUGUGGAUUUAUUCCAUCUCCAUUGCUUCUAUCUCUUCGUAUUACACUAAACUGAGUGCAUGAUGUUGAGAUCACUUUUUGUCACUGAAAAUACUUCUUUAUGAUUCAAGUUGUAUGUUUUGAGCUGCUGUCAUGCUACAUAAUGGAUUUGGAACAGAUACUGGAACCUGAUAUUAUGUGAUGGAUAAGAACAUCUGAAGUGCCUGAAACUUUUGCAAAGUACUAUACAUGCAUACACAGACAGAGGAAACAGUUGUGAUCAGUAUCAGCGGUAAAAGAAACAAUAACAACAGAGCAUAUCUGUUGAUUUUUGUCAGUCUGUGUGCGUGUAUUUUUGUCCACAAACCAUCACAGAAGCAGCACAAUGAAACUAGUCUAUUAAUGUGUAGCUGAUGCUCUCAUUUAUCCCCUGCCAUCCUUGGUCUUUUCAGCCUCAUCUAAUACAUCACGGCUCAUUUCCCAGACAAUCAAGCCCUCCGUGGAACAGAUUUAUGUACAUUACACUUCAAAAUUUCAUGAAUGCUGGGGACGAGAGCUCCCUUUAUUGUCUCUAGCAUUGCAUUUUAACAGAAGACCUUUCCCACCACUUCAGUGUUGCAGUUCCUCUCAGUAACUGUAAGCUUUAAAUACAAGAAGUUCCCGGUCCUGUCCUAUCCUGCCAAAUAAGGAUAGGACACACAAUAUUCACCAAAUUCUGCUCCUGUGUACCGAAUAUUUGCCUGACAAUCUAUCCAGCAAAGUUCUUGCGUUUCAGUGAGUCUUUGUAUGUAUAUUACAUGUGAUGUGUGUCACAAUGCGCCUUCUGUAUUUCAGUAGAAUAAGGAAUAAUCUCAUUUUGAAAAACUGAAAUGUAGAGCUUGAAUAAUUCGGAGCCUUGUCCUCCUGUGUGUCAUCUGUAACCAGGUAGUGCCUCAUACAGCCUGUCACAAAAAAAAAAAAAAAUCACUGUGAGGUUGUAUUUUCCCUAAAAUAUGUUAAACUGUUUCUGCAUUCAGAGGUGCUCUUGGUGGUUCUGGUGAAACCUAGAACCCUGAAAAAAACUGUUUCUCAAACCGGCAUACGUUGGCACACGUAUUAAAUUUCCAAAGUCAAACAAACAUUACAUCCACUUUAAGUGAAUUAAAUUAACCUCUGACCACCUCCCCUCUGAGCUAAUGCAGUUUUCCCCUCAAACUGUCUUAAUGUUUUGGCUGUCUCCUCUCAUAUGACCACACUGAGCUUCAGGUGUCAUUUCCAAAAAAAAAAAAUCACAGAAUGUGCCUUGAAACACAGCAAGUGUGCGCCACGCCUACAAACUGAGGACCACUGGUGAUGCAGAUUUUGUAAAAUGCUUUUUGAGAAACCCAGAUUUGAAUCACUGCCGGGAUCAGUUCACCAACACUGAUCGUAGCCUUUAAGGUCUAGACUCCUCCCUCGUUUAGAAAACUGAUUGUUUUGACAAUGUCAUCAAUGUAUUAUAAAGAGAUUGCUAAUUUAUCCGUGUAAAGAAAAAACGUGACAAAAAAAUGUAAAACUUGUUUGUUAUUUAAAAAACACUUUUGUAUCAGAAGAAGAUGAAUAAAAACUUUUUGGUUUCCAA
Acanthochromis polyacanthus (spiny chromis) is the source of this 5382-nucleotide messenger RNA. RefSeq names its product frizzled class receptor 4 (gene fzd4). The transcript is spliced from 6 exons. Gene Ontology annotation, molecular function: Wnt receptor activity; Wnt-protein binding. The record is from RefSeq and is a predicted model, not a curated record. Lineage: Eukaryota; Metazoa; Chordata; Actinopteri; Pomacentridae. Gene Ontology annotation, cellular component: plasma membrane. Gene Ontology annotation, biological process: canonical Wnt signaling pathway; non-canonical Wnt signaling pathway; retina vasculature morphogenesis in camera-type eye. The coding region runs from base 433 to 2028 and encodes 531 amino acids.